This is a messenger RNA of Oncorhynchus masou masou (cherry salmon), 894 nucleotides long. Its product is annotated as dynein heavy chain-like. NCBI's taxonomy places the organism in Eukaryota, Metazoa, Chordata, Actinopteri, Salmoniformes, Salmonidae. The transcript has 2 exons. Bases 1 to 792 code for a protein of 263 amino acids. The record is from RefSeq and is a predicted model, not a curated record.
AUGUUAUUCAAUGUUAUUCAGUACAGUACCCUCCAUGUUAUUCAGUACAGUACCCUCCAUGUUAUUCAGUACAGUACCCUCCAUGUUAUUCAGUACAGUACCCUCCAUGUUAUUCAGUACAGCACCCUCCAUGUUAUUCAGUACAGUACCCUCCAUGUUAUUCAGUACAGCACCCUCCAUGUUAUUCAGUACAGCAGUACCCUCCAUGUUAUUCAGUACAGCACCCUCCAUGUUAUUCAGUACAGCACCCUCCAUGUUAUUCAGUACAGCACCCUCCAUGUUAUUCAGUACAGCACCCUCCAUGUUAUUCAGUACAGCACCCUCCAUGUUAUUCAGUACAGCACCCUCCAUGUUAUUCAGUACAGCACCCUCCAUGUUAUUCAGUACAGCACCCUCCAUGUUAUUCAGUACAGUACCCUCCAUGUUAUUCAGUACAGCACCCUCCAUGUUAUUCAGUACAGCACCCUCCAUGUUAUUCAGUACAGCACCCUCCAUGUUAUUCAGUACAGUACCCUCCAUGUUAUUCAGUACAGUACCCUCCAUGUUAUUCAGUACAGUACCCUCCAUGUUAUUCAGUACAGUACCCUCCAUGUUAUUCAGUACAGCACCCUCCAUGUUAUUCAGUACAGCACCCUCCAUGUUAUUCAGUACAGCACCCUCCAUGUUAUUCAGUACAGCACCCUCCAUGUUAUUCAGUACAGCACCCUCCAUGUUAUUCAGUACAGUAUCAAUGUUAUUCAGUACAGCACCCUCCAUGUUAUUCAGUACAGUACCCUCCAUGUUAUUCAGUAAGUAUCAAUGUUAUUCAGUACAGUACCCUCCAUGUUUUUCAGUACAGUACCCUCCAUGUUAUUCAGUACAGUACCCUCCAUGUUAUUCAGUACAGCACCCUCC